Solanum stenotomum is the source of this 2194-nucleotide messenger RNA. Its product is annotated as plant UBX domain-containing protein 8. Gene Ontology annotation, molecular function: ubiquitin binding. NCBI's taxonomy places the organism in Eukaryota, Viridiplantae, Streptophyta, Magnoliopsida, Solanales, Solanaceae. The record is from RefSeq and is a predicted model, not a curated record. The coding region runs from base 171 to 1970 and encodes 599 amino acids. The transcript is spliced from 11 exons.
AUUUCUAUUUCAAUCCCUCUAUAAUUAUAUUCCUUCCUGCUCUUUCAGUUUCCCCCAAAUACUAUCUAUCUAUUUUACUCUUUCACGUUUCCUUCACAAAUCAGUUGUUUACAAAGAUCGGAGAAUCUCUGUUUCUUCUGCAGAAUUUUGGGGAAUUUUUUUGUGGAAAAAUGGCGAGACCUAAUCAAGAAGAAAUCGAGACAUUCAUGAGCAUUACUGGUGUUUCUGAAGCCACCGCUAUUCAGAAACUUGAGGAGCAUGGCGGGAAUCUGAAUGAAGCUGUGAAUGCACAUUUCAACCAGGGGGACAUCAAUAGAGUACAUCCAGCACCUGUUGCUGCUGCUCCACACGAGGAUGAUAUGGAAAUAGAUGAUCCGAUUACAGAGGAAUUUCACAGACCUCCCUUUUCAGUUUUUUCCUCUUCUAGAAGUCCAAAUGCUUUCUCUGUUCUUGAUCCUAGUUUCACUCGAAGUGUGUUUGACACCGAUCUUACAAGCCGUGCUCCAUUUGUUUCACAUCCAAGACAAGUAAGAGAGAUCCCUAUUGAGGUGAAGGAUGGGGAUGGACAAUCUGGUCAUUCUAGAAAUGCUCCUGUUAUUGAAGAUGUUACAGACGCUGACCAGACCCAAGGCCCAGAAACUCGUGGGACUGUCAUAAUUGAUGAGGACGAUGACGAUGACGAAGUAGUUCCAGGUCCUCUGGCAACACGUGCUGCCAGGCGUGAUAGAACAAAUGAUGAUAUCCUUGGCGGUGACUCUACAGCAGUAUUCUCAGGACCAAGUGCUCCUGGUGGUGAUGUCUUGCCAGACUAUGCCAAUGAUAUUGAGGAGGAAAUGGUUCGUGCUGCGAUUGAAGCUUCCAGACGUGACGCUGAAAUGUCGACCCAACAAUUUGACGUCAACAGUGAUCUAAGUGAUCCAAGGCCUCAACCAAGGGAGUCUCAUCUAGAGGAUGUUCAACUUGCACAUGCAGUCUCUUUGUCUUUGAAGGCUGCUGAGCAGGAGAAAGCGAUGCAUGAAGAAAGUAAAGCUAUACCAGAAUCAGAAGGUUAUAAGCUAGCUGAAGAGAAUGAGCAUGGAAAAUCAACAAUUUCAAAUGGAAGGCAAUUUAGAUCAGAGGUGGGGAGUUCAUCCGUCCAAGAUGAAGCUGAAGAUUUAGAAGAGGAACCACUGGUUUGGCGCAGAAGAAAACCUAUAUCUUCAGGUUCUGAAACAGCUCAGGAUGUCGAAGAACGUGUUGUUAGCCCAUUAUCAAGUCCUCGACAGAAUCUUAAUCACUCCCCAAGAAACAGUGCUGACUUCCAGUCUGAUGAGUGGGGUGGCAUGUCAUCCCUGGAGCAUGAUGAAGCUGUCAUGCUUGAAGCAGCAAUAUUUGGCGGAAUACCUGAGGGUACUGGGUAUCGUUUGCCAUCUGCACCUCAUCAGCCUAUUCAGAAUGGUGCUGAUGGACCUAUGGGCCCCUAUCAAUGGCGCAUGCCUCGUGCCCCAUCUCCGUCUCUUGUGGCACAGCGUUUACUUCGAGAACAGCAGGAUGAUGAAUAUCAUGCUGCAUUGCAAGCUGAUAGAGAAAAGGAAUUGAAGGCCAAGCAAGAAGCUGAAGCUGCACUUGAAGAGAAGAGACUGGAGGAGGAGGAAUUACAAAGGAAAGCAGAGGAGGAAAAGGAAAUGGAGAGACAAUUAGCAGCAAAAGAAGCUUCUCUUCCUCAGGAGCCCAAAGCAGAUAACGAGAAUGCUGUGAAUCUUGUUGUGCGUAUGCCUGAUGGCAGCCGCAGAGGCCGACGCUUUCUCAAAUCUGAUAGAUUACAGUGUCUUUUCGAUUACAUUGAUGUUGGCAGAGUGAUCAAGCCCGGCACAUAUAGAUUGGUAAGACCUUAUCCAAGGCGUGCUUUCAGUGAUGGAGAGAGUACCCUGUCUCUGGACGAACUGGGGUUGAACAGCAAACAAGAAGCCUUGUUUCUGGAGUCGAUAUAAGUCAUUCACGUUGUAAAGUAGUUUCAGAUCUCUUCCCAAAAAAAUAGAUUUAUACAUACAUACAUACGUGAAAAUGGUGUUCAUGGGUUGGUUUGUUUUGGUUGUUUAUCAUCGCUGCAUAUUUAUCUGGUUGCUAGGGAGAACGCCAUUGAUGAUCAUGGUUAGUCGGGAGUAUUCCAACGAUUUAUGGUGCUUUAUAUGUGGAAUUAAAUCAUUUGCUUUUU